AAGUAGAGGCUCCUCAGUCCUCACAAUUACACUUGUGCGCGAACGUCCCAGAAGGCUGCGGCGGAGGCGGAGGCGGAGGCGCGGGGGGCUGAUGGACAAUCCCUCUUCUCCUCGGCCUCGUCGGAAACACGAGGAGGGGGAGGAGAGCGACCGGCCGAGGUUCUUCGACGCCAAGGCCAAGGCUAUGUGCUGGAAUAAUGCGGAUGUGGUGUCUGGCCGCCACCCCGAUCGGUGGCGCAAGGACUCCGCUGGCAACGUUGUCUGCAAGCGCUUCUGCAACUGCCAUGGAUGCCUCUGCUACGAGUUCGACCACAUUAUUCCCUUCUCCAAAGGUGGAGAAUCAACUGCUACGAAUUGCCAAAUUCUGCAAACGAGGGUCAAUAGAAUGAAAUCAAAUAAGCAGUGGAUCGACAAAGCAGAACUAGAGGGUUUCUCGUGCGACAUCAAGUUCACUGAUAAGGAGCUUGAUAUCAUUGAGAUGGCUGUGUACGGGGAUGUUAUUCGACCAGGGAAUCAAUGUCGUUGCAGGACUGUUGCAGAAAUGAUGGGGAUAGUGAAAUCUAAAAACCCCAUGGCAGCAUGUGAACUACCAUACAAGCAAAAUCAGGGACCAAAUGACCCUGCCUGAUUAAUCCAACUCCACCUCUUGCUUCUCUAAACUUAUUAUUCCAUUUCAUUUCGCAUUUCAUAAACGUGAGUUAUUAAGGCUAAUUGUUUGGAAGGGUUUGGCUAUUGACUUUUGAGCUUUAUCAUUUUUGCGACUAUAA
Zingiber officinale is the source of this 767-nucleotide messenger RNA. RefSeq lists its product as uncharacterized. Bases 92 to 628 code for a protein of 178 amino acids. The record is from RefSeq and is a predicted model, not a curated record. Lineage: Eukaryota; Viridiplantae; Streptophyta; Magnoliopsida; Zingiberales; Zingiberaceae. The transcript has 3 exons.